UGAAACACUGCGUUCCGAUUGGCUCAUCGAACCCAGUCCCUGGAAACAGUUCCGGGAAACCCCUCGCGUUGCCGGGAUCGCUCUCGCCGUCCAUGAGGGGAGGGAAGAGGAGGAGCGCGCGCCAUUUGCAGCCGCUGCUCCAGCCGCGCCGCGCAGGUCCCGCUCCGCAGCAUAAUAAAAUGGCUAAUCAGGUGAAUGGUAAUGCGGUACAGUUAAAAGAAGAGGAAGAACCAAUGGAUACUUCCAGUGUUACUCACACAGAACACUACAAGACACUGAUAGAGGCAGGCCUCCCACAGAAGGUGGCAGAAAGACUUGAUGAAAUAUUUCAGACAGGAUUGGUAUCUUAUGUUGAUCUUGAUGAGAGAGCAAUAGAUGCUCUCAGAGAAUUUAACGAAGAAGGCGCCCUCUCUGUAUUACAGCAGUUUAAGGAAAGUGACCUGUCGCAUGUACAGAACAAAAGUGCAUUUUUAUGUGGAGUUAUGAAGACUUAUAGACAGAGAGAGAAACAAGGAAGCAAAGUACAAGAAUCAACAAAAGGGCCAGACGAAGCAAAAAUUAAGGCUUUGUUAGAACGAACUAGCUAUACUUUGGAUGUGACCACAGGACAACGGAAAUAUGGUGGUCCUCCUCCAGAUACUGUCUACUCAGGAUCUCAGCCUGGCAUUGGAACAGAGGCUAGCUCUGCAGCGCACGUGGGACCUGACCAGUCCGCUCCAGUAGCAACUGCAAUGGAUUCAGAGGUGGACCCUGUCUUCGUCGAACCGGUUGUCACCCAACACCAUGUUCCCUGUCCACCAUUAUUUCUCAAUGCAGUUAAGAAACAAUGGACUUCCCCGGGUACCUUUCCUCUUCCAGGUGGGAACGAUAAAAAGUUGUUUAGCGUGGCCUCAGAUUUAGCAGAGGUACUGGACGUGCCCACGGUGGAUGAGCCCGUCUCACCUUUUUCACCUACCACUAUUUCAGGAGAUAUGUCUGAGGCCUUAAAAACUGAGGAACGCAGAGACAGCGUACGGGACCUGGUUCUCAAGGUCUGCAGGGACAGGACUCUGUCGCCCUCUGGUCUCUCCUGGCUACUGGGAAAAAUGAUAUCGUGCAUAGAGAUCGUUUCCUGGGCCAGGCUACACUCACGGACUCUCCAGUGGUUUCUGCUUCCCUACCAGAAGCAGGGUACCAGCAUUUCCAACCGAGAGGUUUUUGUUGGAAAAAUUCCUAGAGACUUGUACGAAGAUGAAUUGGUGCCACUUUUUGAAAAGGCAGGCCCCAUUUGGGACUUGCGACUCAUGAUGGAUCCACUUUCUGGACAGAACCGAGGCUAUGCUUUUAUCACAUUUUGUAGCAAAGAUGCAGCACAAGAAGCUGUUAAGUUGUGUGAUAACUAUGAAAUUCGGCCUGGUAAACACCUAGGUGUGUGCAUCUCGGUGGCAAAUAAUAGGCUGUUUGUUGGAUCAAUUCCAAAAAACAAAACAAAGGAGAAUAUACUAGAAGAAUUCAGCAAAGUCACAGAAGGUUUAGUUGAUGUGAUCCUGUAUCAUCAACCUGAUGAUAAAAAGAAGAAUCGGGGGUUUUGCUUCCUUGAAUAUGAAGAUCACAAAUCAGCAGCUCAAGCUCGACGCCGGUUGAUGAGUGGGAAAGUGAAAGUCUGGGGAAACGUCGUUACUGUUGAAUGGGCUGAUCCAGUAGAGGAGCCAGAUCCAGAAGUCAUGGCAAAGGUGAAAGUUCUAUUUGUGAGGAAUUUGGCCACUACAGUGACAGAGGAAAUAUUGGAGAAAUCGUUUUCUGAGUUUGGAAAGCUGGAAAGAGUGAAGAAAUUAAAAGAUUAUGCUUUUGUUCAUUUUGAAGAUAGGGGAGCAGCAGUUAAGGCCAUGAAUGAAAUGAACGGAAAAGAAAUAGAGGGGGAAGAAAUUGAAAUAGUGUUAGCCAAGCCUCCAGAUAAGAAAAGAAAAGAACGCCAAGCUGCCAGACAAGCCUCUAGAAGCACUGCGUAUGAAGACUAUUAUUACUACCCUCCACCUCGUAUGCCACCUCCUAUUAGAGGCCGAGGUCGUGGAGGGAGAGGCGGCUAUGGCUAUCCCCCAGAUUACUAUGGCUAUGAAGAUUAUUACGAUGAUUAUUAUGGCUAUGACUAUCAUGACUACCGUGGUGGCUACGAAGAUCCUUACUAUGGCUAUGAUGAUGGCUAUACUAUAAGAGGAAGAGGAGGAGGAAGGGGUGGGCGAGGCGCACCUCCACCACCUAGGGGGCGGGGAGCACCACCACCAAGAGGUAGAGCUGGCUAUUCCCAGAGGGGGGCACCCAUGGGACCACCAAGAGGAGCCAGGGGUGGGAGAGGGGGCCCUGCUCAGCAGCAGAGAGGACGUGGUGCUCGUGGAGCCAGGGGCAAUCGUGGGGGCAACGUGGGAGGCAAGAGAAAAGCGGAUGGUUACAACCAGCCUGAUUCCAAGCGCCGUCAGACCAACAACCAGCAGAACUGGGGCUCCCAGCCUAUCGCUCAGCAGCCACUUCAGCAAGGUGGAGACUAUGCCGGUAACUAUGGUUACAAUAAUGACAACCAGGAAUUUUAUCAGGAUACAUAUGGGCAGCAGUGGAAGUAAGAUCAAUAAGGAGGGCAUGGGAAUAUUGACAAGAUAAGAAUUUGGCUAUAGUUCUACAUCCUUCCAAAAAUUGGCUUAUUGCUUCAUCCUUCAAUAGUGAUUGGCUGCCAUGUGUAUUGGGCUGAAGAAUCACUCUUAUGUAUAUAUUCAAGUCUUUUUUUCUUCCUUUUCUCAUAAAUGCACUUGGACAUUACUGAGCUUGCAGAUUUCCCAAACAUAGUUUGGGGAUACGAUGCUUUUUAUCGUUUUAGGCUUCAUUUUAGCAGUUUAUCAGCAAGGAUGGGCAACACUGUUAAAUCAUGAUUUUGCAAACCUUCUGUUUUUGGACAGUUUCUUUUCUUUCUUUUUCCCUUUUUCCUUUUUGGAUUUGGGAUAGAUUACAUAGGCUUCUGCUGUACAUAAAGUAAAGCUAGUACUUUGUCUCCAUAGUUUUAAGGAAUUUAAAAAAAAUAAGUUUUCUUGUAUUGAAAAUAACAUGAUUGUAUGUUUUGCAUUCCUAGAAGUAGGUUAACUGUGUUUUUAAAUUGUUAUGACUUCACACCUUUUUGAAAAUCUGCCCUACAAAUUUGUUUGGCCUAAACGUCAAAUCCGUGGCAAUUUGUUCCUUGAUGUGAUUGUAUUUCCAAUUUCUUGUUCAUGUAAGAUUUCAAUAAAACUCAAAAACCUAUUCAAAACAU
Crotalus tigris (Tiger rattlesnake) is the source of this 3271-nucleotide messenger RNA. RefSeq names its product heterogeneous nuclear ribonucleoprotein R (gene HNRNPR). The transcript is spliced from 12 exons. Gene Ontology annotation, cellular component: ribonucleoprotein complex; nucleus. Gene Ontology annotation, molecular function: mRNA binding. The record is from RefSeq and is a predicted model, not a curated record. Lineage: Eukaryota; Metazoa; Chordata; Lepidosauria; Squamata; Viperidae. Bases 93 to 2594 code for a protein of 833 amino acids.